CUGGGAGACAAACAGUGGUCGGUAUGAAUAGCAUUAGCGUCAACAGCAGUUACUACUACGGGUGCGCGAAUAUAGACACAAUCGGCUUCAAAACAAGCUGGCUCUGUCAACGACUUUGUCACUCUUGCUGUCACUUUGCCCGGGGAAGCGUACAAGAAGGUCAAUUUCAGUGUCUCGAACGUUAAAAUGGAAAGCUACUUUCAGCAGCAAACGGAAGACUGGCUAGCUAGCUGAAGAACUGCUGGCAAUGAUUUAUGCAAAAUAGGACUGGGGAGUAUCAAAAGUUCAAGUCGUGCACGGAUAACCGACGUGUGCAAUCGCUGUCUUCAAAUGGGUUCCUGCAUUUCAACUCGAUUUAUAGUUUGUUGAAUGAUUGAUUUGUCCGUUUUCCAAAUUUUGUGUUGACAACUGCGAGAGGGCAUGUGUCUAAAAUACAGCCCCGUUACAAAUGAUUUGAUUGACAUGCUUUACAAUUAUUGUAACUUAGAUACAUUUAUAUUAACUAGAUGUCGGACAAACUAUUGGGCUUGCUAACUACACAAGAGAAGAGUGGGGCUUAUUUCUGAUACGUAGUCGACUGCAACAGGCGUCCUCUGUUUUCUGGGGGCUAUGGGUGUCAAUAAACAGCCAUCAAUAGCCUAACCUGUUAAUAAACAUUUGACUAGUAGGCCCAUUGCUCUUAUUGUAAGUUUAAGUCUCUUUGGAAAACGGGCGGGUUUGAAUCAGAAGUCUCAUCCUUCGCGUCCAGGGACACUCACGCAACAUUUAUCUGAGCGGCGCUGUCGCCUUGGAUCGAUUAUCCUGGGCCAUCAUGUGGACGUCGGGGUCCACGACCCUGCAGCACUUUGUUAAGAUCCUGAAACAUGCCGCGGGUAAAGGGCAGAUUCAACUCAACCGUUGGUUGCAGAGGACAAACACAGAUGAGUGCGACAAAAUAGACAUAUUGAUAUGCAACGCCUUCGAUGAGAGAGGCGCCAUCGGAAAACCUGACCCGGUCACAGAAAUCAGCGACACAGGGGUUUCAUUUACCGGUGACUUCAGACACCCGUGUUGUAUUACUACCUGCUGUUUCAAGAGCGCCCUGCUGGCAUGCAUUUUGACUGCUGUGUGCUUCUCUUCCGUGGCUCUCGUGCGCCAAUACCUCAAGGAUCUUCUCCUAUGGGUCGAAAGUUUGGACAGUUUUGUCGGAGCCUUGCUGUUCAUAGUUGGCUUGAUUAUCGUUUCGUUCCCUUGCGGAUGGGGGUAUAUUGUUCUCAACGUGGCAGCGGGCUACCUCUAUGGCUUCGUACUUGGUAUGGGACUAGUUAUGGUGGGAGUUUUGAUUGGGACCUUCGUGGCGCACCUUGUGUGCAAGCGACUAUUGACUGACUGGGUGCUGAACAAGGUCGGGAACAGUGAGCAACUCAGCGCCGUCAUACGAGUUGUGGAGGGUGGAAGUGGACUCAAAGUUGUGGCCUUAGCAAGACUCACGCCGAUACCAUUCGGCCUCCAAAAUGCAGUUUUUUCGAUCACAGACGUGUCCUUGCCAAACUACCUGGUGGUCUCUUCCGUGGGCCUGCUGCCCACCCAGCUGCUCAACUCCUACCUGGGCACCACCCUGCGCACCAUGGAGGACGUCAUCGCAGAGCAGAGCAUCAGCGGAUACUUCGUCUUCAGCCUGCAGAUCAUCAUCAGCAUCGGGUUGAUGUUCUACGUGGUCCACCGCGCACAGGUGGAGCUCAAUGCCGCCAUCGCCGCCUGCCAGAUGGAGCUGAAGACGUCCCACGUGAACGGCAGCUCCACCAAUCACAGCGGCUUCACCUACUGCAGCAAGAGGGCCUCGGCAGGGGGCGGGGUCAACGUGGUCUGAUUGCUGAACAGGCAUUGUGGGGGGCGAAACUAAAGUGUUACACACACACACCCCUCCCCCUCUCAUGUCAUCGACGGGUAGCGAGGUCGUACUACGUUCCAUUAGGGUGUGUGAUCCUACCAAGAUGGGUGGUUGUGUGGAUCUGGCCGGUUUACGACAGAGGACUGGAGAAGUUGUUUGUAAACCAGGUAGAUGGUGUGUUUUCUUCACCAUUUGCCCACCAUGGCACCUUCCCCUCCCCCUCCAUCACAGCCAAUAUCCAGGCUGAGUUCUGUGGAUACUCUCUUUUAAAGAGCGGGACCAUGGUUCAUCAACAAACUGGUAUCCUAUGAGCGAUGACUUAAUGGUGUCAAAGGACAUACAUUUGUUUUUUUUGGUUGUUGUUUUUUCCCCCUCUCCUUGAAACUGGACUCAUCCGGCUCUGUUACAAGGGUCGUUAUGCAGAUGGUCAUAAGUUAAAUAGGCCUCAGUUGAGUAUGUAAUUACAAAAAUAGGCAUAACUGCUGCCUGCUAAUAAUAUGAAUGUGUAACCUAGAUAUUUUUACAAAUGUACCAAGGAGAUGUCAUUUUUACUAAUGCCUACUUAUGUGCUGUGCAUAUUCCAGCGAUUUCUUGUUUUUCCUCAUUUGCUAUUAUUUUCGAUACAUUUUCUAAGUAAUUUAAAGUCCAUUUCUGAUUUGUAAAAUGGAAAAAAAGGUAUUAUAAAAUUGGGGUUUCUAUUUUGCAGUUUAGUUGAAUUCUCUUUUAUGUUUUAAAGUGUCUUAUUACUAGGAUAGACAGGAAAAAAAGGAGAGGGAGAAAUGUCUUUGUAAGCGUUCUAACCAAGCGACUUCUGCUGGCUAAGAUCCCCUCAGCCACGUCUGUCCAGGAUUGUUUCAGCAAUAAUGCUGCGCUGAUCUAGGAACAGAUGGACAGGAGUGCAAGUUUCUCAGUGGGACAUUUUUGAAUGUUCUGCCGGGAAAACUGAGUGCAGUAUGAUUCACUCUAGGGUUAGCAUAACCAGUCUCUUCUCCUCUUUGGCAAUAGGAUUCCUACAGAAGUGAAAAUGGCAGCCAUUUCUGGCCUUUAGAAAAGUUAUUUAAUUGGAGGGAAGCUAAUUUUAUUUCAGCUGUUUAGUUUUAGGCUAAUUAGAUUCUAAUUUUGAAAGUUGGAACUUUUUGUUUGUUUUCAUUCAUUGAUUGUUUGUUUUCAUUCAUUCUGCUGUGCAAUGCAACUAUACAAUGAACGGCAUGAUUGUCAAUUUCAAUGCUGUAACCAAACACAAAUAUUUUUUCCUCCAUGCACACAACGGAGAUAUAUAAAAUGUUCUCCUCACAUUAUGAAUACUAAAGCCUGGUGAUGUGACAAAACUGUUAAUUUUCUACGUGCCAUAAUGCUUAUUAACCCCUUUUGAGUUAAGGGUACACGUGACUUACUACUUAGUUAUUACUAUGUAAUUAUCUACAUAUGACUAUUAUUUCCACGUCAGGUUUCAUUUGGAAAUCCUUUCGGACACAACUAUAGAUUAUCCAUAGAUUUAUUUGCACAGUUGACAAACAAUAUUUUUUAUAUUGAAAUGUAAAACUGGGUAAGGAUUGGUUCAUUUAGGUGAAGGCUUUCUUGGAAAUGGUGUCUGACAAUCAAACAGGAUAUGGACACGAAUGAAUGAGAUCAUGGUGUGUAUAAAAUAUAUUUUGUAUUCUAUCGUGUUGCUGCUCCUCAAACUGAAAGGUUUGAUUGAGGGAAUAUUGAAAAGGGCUCCUGUUUUUUCUCUAUCUCCAAAUCCUGAUUUUUAUUCUUAUUGAUGGCCACAAUCUUUUCCCCAUCCUGUUAUUUCCCUACUCUGUUAUUAAGACAACAGCACAGACAGUCAACAUGUACGUCAAACACAUUCCCUUGCUGUUAGUUCACUCAAAACCGGUGAAAUUACUUUGUAUGCUUCAUAUCUUUUCUGGAAUGUCCUCACAUUUCUUCUGUGGUUAAAAGGACCCCUUUCUGUCAGAAUUUUGCAAUAACGUAAAAGCGAGCAAUCUUUUUUCAUUUGAUUUUUAUUGUUCUAUGAACCAAAGUCAGUGAUCAAUUCGAUACAAUUCAAAGAGUGAUUUACAUUUUACAUUUAGUCAUUUAGCAGACGCUCUUAUCCAGAGCGACUUACAGUAAGUACAGGGACAUUCCCCCGAGGCAAGUAGGGUGAAGUGCCUUGCCCAAGGACACAACGUCAUUUUUGCACGGCCGGGAAUCGAACUGGCAACCUUCUGAUUACUAGCCCGCUUCCCUAACCGCUCAGCCACCUGACUCCCCACCUGAUUUCCUCCACUUUUUAAAUUAAUAGAAAUAAUAUUUGAGUUGAUAAUUCCCAAUUUUUCAGCUCCCAGAUGACUACAACUUCAAUUUGAAUCAAGUUCAUUUUCACCCCGGCACUUGUUCUUGUAGAAGAUGUGUCCUGACAUUCCCAGGCUUGUGCAACAACAACCUGCCUGUCACCUCGUGCUGCCUAUCUGACAUGUAUGGACACUUAAAUGCUGCCUAUGACUUGGUAGUAGAUUAGAUUGUUCACUAACCAUCAGCAAACUGUCAAGCAACCAUUCUCCAAAACAAACUCUUGCUUUUUGUCACCAAUCGACUAUAGCAGACUGUUUGGUUUAAGAAUAUUUUGACAUUAUUAGGCUAUUUAACAUAUUGAGGCCUAUUCAAAUAAAACGUGACAUUUUCACUUUGUUGAGGGGCAAUAACGAACUACUCUGCCAAGUCUAAUGCAAAAAAAAGAGAAAAAAAUGGAUUUUAGACCAUGAUUUGCCAUCAUGG
Messenger RNA from Osmerus eperlanus (European smelt), 4633 nucleotides. RefSeq names its product transmembrane protein 64 (gene tmem64). Gene Ontology annotation, cellular component: endoplasmic reticulum. NCBI's taxonomy places the organism in Eukaryota, Metazoa, Chordata, Actinopteri, Osmeriformes, Osmeridae. The record is from RefSeq and is a predicted model, not a curated record. Gene Ontology annotation, biological process: regulation of cytosolic calcium ion concentration; positive regulation of osteoclast differentiation; positive regulation of bone resorption. The coding region runs from base 812 to 1849 and encodes 345 amino acids. The transcript has 3 exons.